This is a messenger RNA of Cynara cardunculus var. scolymus (artichoke), 2156 nucleotides long. Its product is annotated as E3 ubiquitin-protein ligase RNFT1-like. NCBI's taxonomy places the organism in Eukaryota, Viridiplantae, Streptophyta, Magnoliopsida, Asterales, Asteraceae. Gene Ontology annotation, molecular function: ubiquitin protein ligase activity. The transcript is spliced from 8 exons. The record is from RefSeq and is a predicted model, not a curated record. Gene Ontology annotation, biological process: positive regulation of ERAD pathway. The coding region runs from base 424 to 1797 and encodes 457 amino acids.
CAGACACGGUCUUCUCUCGCCCAGUGCGCUAUUUGUAUUUGUUCUAGUAGAUCCCAAUUUUUAAUCACUUUGCAUCCAUUACACGUUUCUUCAUAUUCAAUUCUUGUUCUUAAUUAUGCCAUUUCAUUUCUUUAUCCCUAAUUUGAAUUGAAUUCUUCAACUUCACAAACCCUAUAACUCAUCACUAAUUCCAUCUUCCACUCUUUUGUUUCCUUCCCAGAUCAUUCAUACAUAUAUACAUUCCCUACACACAAACGUCGAUAUCGCUACCUAAUCUUCUUCUUUGACUUUAAUUUUCAAUGUCCUCCUCAUCCAGUAAUCUUUUUUUUCUGUUCAUGUCUCAAUUUUGAUAAUCUUUCAAUUGUUUCAGAGAUAUUUCUUGAUUAAAGUUGUGGAAGUACGAUCUGGGGUUGGUGUCAAUUAAUGGAAACAGCAGGUGUCAGCGUUGAUACCACGAAUUCUGAUCAUUUAGCUCCGUCAAAUCCUUUAUCUCCGUCAACAAGGACUACGAGUAGUACUAGUUCUUCGUCGUUUCCUGUAAUUCGAUUUCUACAAGCACCUGUAACUACUGUAUUGGAGUAUUCUGGUGUUUUUCGACCUAGGUCAAACAACGAUUACCCUGAAUCAGAGAGUCUGAUUCCUAACCACCAUCAUCAUCAUGAUCAUGAUAUUCGUAGUUCCAGUGAUUCAGAUACGGCUACGAGUAGUAAUGGUGAUAAUGGGGAGGUUUCCAUUCGGAUUAUCGGUGCUGCAAAUCCAGAAGAACAACAUGGUAGGGAGGAUGGUGAACCGGCCGGGGCUGCCAUGAAUGGCGGAGAUGGUGGUAGAGGAGAGAGAGAGAUGGCUGAUUCCAGUGACGUUGAUGGUGGGAAUGGUGGGAGUGGGAGUCAUAGUGAUUCAUCCUACCAACAGCGGUAUGAUAUGCAGCAGGUUUCGAGGUGGAUUGAGCAGAUUCUUCCAUUUUCACUGCUGUUGUUAAUUGUGUUCAUCCGGCAGCACUUGCAAGGGUUCUUUGUCACGAUUUAUGUAACCACUUUCAUGUACAAGUCUAAUGAUAUUCUUCGAAAGCAGACGGCUUUAAAGGGGGAGAGAAGACUUUCUGUUCUUGCUGGUUAUUUUAUAGUUUUCGUGCUUCAUGUGAUUGGAGUAUACUGGUGGUACCAAAAUGAAGAUCUUUGUGAUCCAUUGUUCAUGGUUCCACCAACAGCAAUACCACCAUUUUGGCAUGCCAUAUUCACCAUCAUUGUGAAUGAUACAAUGGUGCAGCAGGCAGCAAUGGCUUUUAAGUUGGUAUUGCUUAUGUAUUAUAGGAAUGGCAAGGGCCAUAAUUUCCGUAGGCAGGGUCAAAUGCUGACCGUGGUCGAGUAUGGACUGCUGUUAUACCGUGCUUUCUUACCUGCGCCAGUCUGGUACCGUUUCUUUUUAAACAAAGAAUAUGGGAGCCUUUUUUCAUCUUUGACAACGGGGUUAUAUUUAACAUUCAAGCUCACAUCAAUAGUUGAGAAGGUUGGAUCCUUCUGGACUGCAUUGAAGGCGUUGUCACGAAAGGAAGUCCAUUAUGGAUCCUAUGCAACACCAGAACAGCAGGUAAUUGAAGCAGGAGACUUGUGUGCUAUUUGCCAGGAAAAGAUGCAGGCUCCUGUUUUGUUGCGAUGCAAACACAUUUUCUGCGAAGAUUGUGUUUCAGAAUGGUUCGAAAGAGAGAGAACGUGUCCCCUAUGCAGGGCUUUGGUGAAACCAGCGGAUUUACGGUCAUUUGGGGACGGAUCAACAAGCCUCUUCUUCCAGUUGUUCUAAACUCACCUUCAUUCUUGAAGACCCACCCUUUCAACAGGAUUACAGUAAAAGAAAAAGAGUCGUGGGCAUAAAAUUCAUGUAUUAAUGAAUGUUUAGUUUUUAUACAACAUUGUAAAUGAUAGAAUGUACCAUCUUCAUGCAUUCUGGGAAUAACACAUCCCCACCCUUCUCAUCACUGUCACACACUCUUUUAGAUAUGGAUUUGAGAACAGUUUUGGUCAAAAGACAUGAUGUAAAAGAAUAUAUAUGUUCUACGUUCUCUCUUUUGCCCUUUGUUAUAAUGGGGAUUGUUAACCUUGUGGGGUCCAUUCUGUUGGAUUAACAUUAGUAUUUGAGGUAUUGUUGGAUCCAAGGUGUUC